This is a messenger RNA of Fomitopsis serialis, 897 nucleotides long. RefSeq names its product mitochondrial tricarboxylate transporter. The record is from RefSeq and is a predicted model, not a curated record. The transcript has 10 exons. Gene Ontology annotation, biological process: mitochondrial citrate transmembrane transport. Bases 1 to 897 code for a protein of 298 amino acids. Lineage: Eukaryota; Fungi; Basidiomycota; Agaricomycetes; Polyporales; Fomitopsidaceae.
AUGACGACCGAGACAAGUAGACCAAUCUUCAAGAAAGAAAAGCCACUGCACUCGGUCAUCGCGGGCACGACCGCCGGCGCGGUAGAAGCAUUCGUGACAUACCCGACGGAAUAUGUUAAGACGCGCACACAAUUCACAGGACAGAGGGAGAGCCCAUGGUCGAUCAUUCGGGAGACAGUGAAGGCAAAGGGGAUUCCGGGGCUAUAUUCAGGAUGCAUGGCCUUGGUCAUUGGCAACUCAGUCAAGGCUGGUGUACGUUUCUUGUCGUAUGACCAGUUCAAGCACAUGCUGGCCGAUGCGGAGGGUAAAGUCACGGCGCCGAGAAGUCUGGCAGCUGGUCUUGGAGCGGGUAUGAUGGAGGCUGUCUUUGCCGUUACGCCCUCAGAGACGAUCAAAACGAAACUCAUCGACGACGCGAAGAGCCCGAACCCAAGGUACCGCGGACUCAUCCACGGCACAGUCUCAAUCGUCCGCGAAGAGGGUAUCGGCGGGAUAUAUCGCGGGCUCUUCCCUGUGGUCCCUCACCGAAUCACAGGCGCCAACUCUGCCGUUCGAUUCACGACCUACACGACCCUCAAACAGUUCGUCCUCGGCACCGCACGCCCAGGGCAGAAUCUCUCGAGCGGGAUGACCUUCGGCAUCGGUGCCGUUGCCGGGCUCGUCACCGUCUACACCACCAUGCCCCUCGACGUGAUCAAGACGCGGAUGCAAAGCCUCGAAGCAAGACAGGCCUACCGCAACUCGUUCCACUGCGCGUACCGGAUCUUCACGGAGGAGGGGAUCUUGAGGUUCUGGAGGGGGACGACGCCAAGGUUGGCGCGGUUGGUGAUGAGCGGUGGUAUCGUCUUCACUGUCUACGAGCAAAUUAUUGCGCUGCUGGGCGGCCGACCGACAUAG